Messenger RNA from Nicotiana tabacum (common tobacco), 2722 nucleotides. RefSeq lists its product as uncharacterized. Lineage: Eukaryota; Viridiplantae; Streptophyta; Magnoliopsida; Solanales; Solanaceae. The record is from RefSeq and is a predicted model, not a curated record.
CAAACCCGAAAUUCAACUGAGAAUCCCACAAAUCAAAUUACGUUCGAAUCUGAAAGGAUUUUUGCAUUUUGUCACAAAGCAGUGUCCGUCUUCUUGCUGCCCGCCAGUGAUUUGAAUUUCAGAGAAACCACUUUUGGUGCAUUGCAAGAAGACACACAGGUAUCCUUAUCCGAAAGAGGCAUGGUCGAAGGAGAUGAGAAGGUUGGUAUGCUCAUGAAGUUGGAAAAGAAAUCCAAGAAAAGGAAAAAAAGUGCUUGUUCCAAUGGUUUAGGAGUGACAAAGGGUGAUGUCGAAGCUGUUGCGUGUGAUUUAAGUUUCAAGGAAGAGAAUCUCUCUUUUAUAAGGACCAGGAAAGAAAAGGAUAAGGCAAAGAUGGAAACUAAAGCACCCGUAGAAAGUGAAAAUCGCGACGUCAAGAGAAAGAAAGAAAGAGGCUGCGGGAAAUCCAGUAAAGACAGUUGCAAGGAUGCUGUUAAAAAUGUUGUGAAAAAGAAAAAUAAGUGGAAGAAUGAGCGAGAGACAUUGACAAUGCAUGAUGCGAGUUUUGACACCAAAGCAAUUGCUCAUGAAAGUGCGAGCGAAACACAGGAAACCAUGGCGGUUGAGACGCUCAACGAGGGCUCUGAUGUAAAUGUUAUAGACGAGGUGAAGAGUAAGAAAAGGAAAAAGGAAAAGAGGAAAAAAAAGGAAGGACAGAUAGAUGUCUUGGCUGGUGUCAGUCAAGAUGAUAUUACAGCUACAGAAGGGGUAACAGAUAGCAAAAUAGAUGAAGCUAAUAUCAGAAAGAGGAAAAAGACAAAGUUAGGACCCAAUUCUAAAGAUCUUACACAUGAAAAGAGUAAAAAAAGAGUGAGAUUUUCUGAUCAUGUACAGUUUUUCCCUCCUAACAGUGAUCCAAGUGAUGAGAAGCAUGAAGAUAAGGACGAAAAAUUACUGUUUGGCAAACAAUUCACACAAGAAGAAGAUGAAAUUGUCAAAGACGCUGUUUAUAGAUACAUAGAGGUACAUAACUUGGGCGAAGAAGGGUUGCAAAAGGUUAUAAACUCUAUAUCUAAUCCUGAAGUAAGGGGUUGCUGGAAAGAAAUAGGGAAGGCUAUACCGUACAGACCUUAUAGAGCAGUUUAUUCUCGUGCACAGCGUUUGUUUCGAAGGGGUGAGAAACGUAAAUGGACUGAAGAGGAGUAUGAGAUGGUACGGAAGUUCCAUGGAAAACAUGGGCACAAGUGGACCGUCUUGGCUGAUGAACUUGGGAAACAUCCGGUUCAUGUAGGGAAUGCAUGGCAUAGGAUAAAACUAGCCAAUCGGAAGAAAGGAAAUUGGGAUCAGGAGGAAAUUCAGACUUUGUUUGAUUUGGUAAACGCGGAUCUGCAACUGAAGCUCUGUGAAGAGAAGAAAUCUAAGCAUGGGAUGUUACGGGAUAAUAUUUGCUGGAAUGCAAUUAGUGACAAUCUGUCCACCAGGAUUUCUCAACAUUGCUGCAAUAAAUGGUACAGACAAUUAACUUCAUCGAUGGUGGCCACAGGUGAAUGGGCAGACACUGAUGACUAUCGCCUAAUUGAUGCCCUUUUUGAACUGGAUGCAAGUUGCAUAGAGGACGUGGAUUGGGACAAUCUUCUUGACCACAGGGAUGGAGAGUUAUGUCGAAAAAGAUGGAAACAGAUGGUUCGUCAAAUAAGUCAACAUGAAAACAAGUCAUUUGCUGCACAAGUAGAAGUGUUAGCUAAGAGAUACCGUCCUGAUUUGGUUGGAGCAAGGGAGGCCUGGGAUAGAAAACCACUUGUUCCAUGAAGUGUCAGCACGGACGAUUCUAUAGAGAGAGAUGCUCAAGGAACAUGUAUUCUAAGGCGGAUCCAGGUUUUUAAAUUGGAAAUGUAUCUGGUCAUUUCGCAUGGCAUGAUGCAAAGAUUAUAGCGUUGCUAAUUGGAGCGAAGGAACUAGCUCGUAUAGCUAUCAAACACUGAUCUCAGAAUGUCAACUCAAAAGCCCGAAGACCAUUUCAUUCCCUGUACAUAACGUUGGUGAUGAAACGUAAUGUUGACAAAUCAAUCAAUUAUAAGAUUCAUUCUUGUAAUGCUAGUCAUUUGUAGGAGUCGAACUGUAGUCUCUUAAUUACUAGGUUUUCUCCUGUAUGUUAAGGUGGCCAGCUAAACUUGCUAUGCUCUAGUCUUAUGUUACUAGGUUUUCUCCUCUAUGCUAAAGAGUCCAGCUAAACUUGCUCUGAUUUAGUGUGUAUUUGCUCCUGUUCGGGUUCACACAGAAAGCUAGCUUUUUUGAAUGUGGAGGAGUGGAGCAUUUUCUUGUUACUGUUUCAAUGUUCAGAUGGACGAAUGUUGCUAGUAGAGUGCUUAAUAAACCAACUGAAGAUUGACUUAGAGCCGGAGAAGCUUUAAAGAUAAAUUCAAAGCUUACGACAGGCUGAAUGAGAGCUUCGAUCAAGAAGAAGAAAAUUGUGUACUAGACCUAUCCUCAUGGGAGAACCAAGAAUGGGAUGGCUUUAGUUGUCUAAUAGUAGAUUCUAUAGGAGGUUUAUAAUUGUCAGAGUACCAUAUGUUUGUAAUUGUUUUUGGUUCUUUAUCUUGUGCUUUGAAGUAGGGGUGGGCAUAGCUUGCCCAAAUCCGAAAUCCAAACCGACAUUCGAAUUUUUUGGAAUUUUUGUUUGGAUUUUCAGAUUACGAAUUGGAUUUUGGAUUUAAUUUUUAAAUUUUUUGGAUUUCGGAUUGGA